CUUUGCCCAACUCGCACCGACCUCGAAGCCACCACUGUCCGUCCGCCCCAUCUCCAGUAGCCAUCGUGGGAUUGAGUUCCCUCAUGUUCGCCACGCAAGGUGGGUUCGAACAACAGGGUGCUGUAAACAAGGUCGUCUUGCGGUAGUCAUGGUUGUCAUUUAUUAUUUAUCGCGUGUUGUCGGGAAUCUCGCAGGCUAUCUGUAUCCUGCUUACCUCUCAUACAAGGCUGUUAAGGCCCGUGACGCAGGAGCACUAGACCGAUGGCUCAUACAUUGGAUCGUGAUGAGCUUUUUCACCAUCUUGGAGAUUGCUGGAGAUACUCUUCUAUUUUGGCUUCCAUUGUACUAUGAGCUAAAGCUCAUUAUUAUCUUAUGGUUGGUCUUGCCUUACACUCAGGGAUCACUCGUGCUGUACAAUCAGUUUCUGCAGCCAGCAUUGGCAAAACAUGAACCAGAGAUUGAUAGCGCAAUGGGAAAGGCGCAAGAAGCAGCAAGACAGAUGGUCAUACAAUGGGGACAAACUGCAUUUAACACCAUCCGGAACAAGAUCAUUCAAGCGGUGCUUUCGGGGCAAGUGGCAUUAAAUUUAGCCAAUACCACUUCAGAAGUACGACCAAAGAAUCCGCCAGGGCCCCGAAUUACGGAAGUACAAGAUUCUGAUGAUGACAGUGGAUCGACUGACUCUUCCGUACCACGAUCCGUCGUGAGACCUCGAGCUCCGCGACUGGAACCGAACAGGGCAUCGCCACGCAAGCGCAUGAUAAGACCGAAACGAGACUUAUCACGACAACGGGUAGCUCGAUCGAAUAGUGUAUCCCGAGCUACUCGUCCUCCCGAUACAUCCAUGGACUUCUUUGACGAUGAUACUCAGAGUAAUUGAUAUCCUGCUAAGCUGCUCAUUAAACGAGUAUACCGUUUGGGAUACAAUAUGCUGGCAUAUGGAGUGGCGAAGGCCAAUGGCAAGGGGAUUUUGUUUUUAGCACACUUGUACAUAGACUAGGAUUCUAUCUCUCAAUCUGGAGAACUAGAGUAGUAGGGCAUGUGCCACUUGCAUUGGUAUGCAUCAGACGAGUUCCUGCUAUGCGUAAAAUGCCACUCUACAAGAGCAGAUGGAUGAUACUAAAUGUCAUCAAAUCCCGAGUCACGUUGAUCCAGGCCAUGAAACUGCAAACACGUCAAUAUCUCCUUCAG
Molecule: messenger RNA, 1191 nt
Organism: Spizellomyces punctatus DAOM BR117
Lineage: Eukaryota; Fungi; Chytridiomycota; Chytridiomycetes; Spizellomycetales; Spizellomycetaceae
Exons: 6
Coding region: 149-880 (243 amino acids)
Biological process (GO): endoplasmic reticulum tubular network organization
Cellular component (GO): endoplasmic reticulum tubular network; membrane
Source: RefSeq, a predicted model, not a curated record